AUGAUCACUUCAAGAAAUCCCCCAAAGAAAGAUAUUGAUCAAGAUGAGGGAGAAUUAGACAGCGAAGACGAUACGAAGUUGAGCAGUAGUGAGGGUUACACUUCUGAUGGUGGAAGUGAUUCGGGUUCUAAUAUUCGGAGUGAUAAUACUUCUGUUGAUGAAACUCCUUGGGAAAGAGGUCUUCGUCUUGCUCGAGAGCAUGCGCGUAAAUCAAAAUUGUUGCGCGAAUCGGAGCCUGACUUGGAGGACAAAAAGUUUAAUUUGGCAGUUGUUGCUCCCGAUUUGGCUGAAGAUGGCGCUCUUGCAGACAUUUGUGACAUGGGUCGGUCUAAUCCCUCCGACACAUUCUGGAUAAACUACCACAAGUUAUCCAUAAUCGGCGCCACCCAAAUCACUUGUAAACGCGCACUACCCUGUGAUCUCGAUCCUCCUUCCCAGAAAACCAUUGUUCGGUGGCGCAGAAGUGUCAAGAAGUGUCGUCAUCGAUCGAGCUCGGCUAGUUCUCCUUCUUCAACUCCCUCCUCGCCAAAAUCUCUUCCCUCUUCAAGCGUGUCCUCAAAUUUCGCCUCUCGAUCCUCUUCUCUCUCCUCUCUGGCUGGUUCAAUUUAUCAGGCGGUUCCACAUUUACUUUUAGCUGGUGAUUCUGGUGCCGAAAAUAGUAGGCGACGUCGUAGAAAACGUAGUGGAAGUUCUACCAGUACUAGAAGCAGUUCACGCACCAAAUCGCGUAGCUCUUCACCAAAACCUGUUGUCACUCAGAAGGCUUCUAAGGGGGCCCGUGGAUCCUAUUCAGCUUCGUCUCGCUCGAGAUCGUCCUCGCAGAGCCCAAGAAACCGUAGUGGUGUUGAAAAGAGACCUUCAUUCACUCGGAGCAGACGUGGCAGUGGAAUUGGUUCAUUUGGCAAUCAACAGCAGCGUCAGCCACCGAUAAGUGGAUAUCAUCAUCAGCAGACGAGUUUCAGCCGUGGAGCAUCGUUUAGAGAUGGUGAUGAUGGUCAGAUCUAUGGGGAGCGGAGAGGCUAUGGUGAUUUGGGUCGGUGGCGAGAACCAUCAGACAGAAGCCCUGAGCGCCCACCCAUGCCGUCUGAGCACCCUGUCAAGCGUUCAUGGCCUGCCGAUCCGCCGAGACAAAGAGGACCUGAUCGCCAGCGAUCGCCUCUUCUUAAACGGGCUCCGCCACAGCAUCAGGUAUCACGCCGUUCUCGAUCGGGGUCAAAGGAAGAACCCGAGGACCGAUCUACCUACGCUAACACCUCUUGGUCACAAACGAGAGGUCGUAAACCAGCCCCUAAAGCCCCACCCCUGGUUUCUACUCAAGUGGAUAGAAGUUCUGUUCGUAGUAGCUUGGAUUCGCCACCUAGAAAACGCCAACUCAGUGUACCUUCUCAUAGUUCUCUUGCUCACCUUACUUGCGACUUCUUGAUCUAUUUAGUUGAUUUGUUUCUUCUGUCAGCAGAGUUCGUGUUGAAUGCAGUUACUGCUCCAGGACCUUCAUCCCGUCGCAAGAGUCGUAGCCCCUUCGCUGAUUCCUACUUUGGCAAUCCACCACCUCCUUCUGCUCAACCAGCAGCAGUUGGCGACGGCGACCUGGCCUCCUCAAUUCCCUUUGAGCAGACCGUCCCCUUGUUGGCCGGUGCCGUCAACCCAGCAGCACCGACCAAUCCCUCUCGUCCAGGAGUGAAACUCACAAUCGCUCCAAGAAUCAGAGUUGGAGGGAAUGCUCUGAUGGAACGACCUGCUCCCACUGUACCAUCCAAUAGUUACCCUCGUAUGACCGAAGGAUCACCUGUUUCGUCAACGAGUAGUUCACCCCAAAUGGCCGAUAGGCGUCGUGACAACUCAAUGAGACGUCAAGGUGGUAGUGGGUACAUUGCUGUAUCGCCGGGUGGUUUUGAUUCGCCACCCCCACCGAAAUUGCAACAACAACAGCGUCCCGUUUCGAGGGCCAGAGGAUUUGAUCAAAGUGAAGAUCAAUCGAGAAUGAGGGGAAGAGGCAGUGCCGGACAUGGUGAAUAUGGACGUGAUCGCGAUGAUCGGCACGGUAGAGCAGAUUUCAAGAAUGAUCGAUUUUCGCGAGGCGGAGGUCAAUCAGACAGAUAUCGUGAUCGCCGCCCACCGCCCCCAUCCUCUAAUGACCGAUUCGAUCGUCGUGGUGGUGGUGCAAUGAAUGAUCGCAAUCCUACGAAAACAUUCUAUGACCGUGGUCGGGACUAUGGAGGUGACUCCCACUAUGGGAGGUCUCGCGGAGGUAGGGUGGAUUGUGAUCGUGGAUACGAUCGCGGUCGCAAUGGCAUCGACCGACGACGUCAGGACAUUGAUCGCCGUGGAGGAGACCGGGACAGGUCAAGAUCACCUUUCGAAGAUCGUCGAAGACGAGAUCGUGACGCCUCCACUUCUCUUAGCAACAAGGAGGCUCGACUGGAUGAACUGAGGAAACGACUUGCCGUGCUUGAUGAUAAAAUCACUGAAUUAGGUGGUGGAAAUAGGUAA
This is a messenger RNA of Rodentolepis nana, 2490 nucleotides long. The record is from the annotation of a GenBank genome assembly. Lineage: Eukaryota; Metazoa; Platyhelminthes; Cestoda; Cyclophyllidea; Hymenolepididae.